Adineta ricciae is the source of this 903-nucleotide messenger RNA. Lineage: Eukaryota; Metazoa; Rotifera; Eurotatoria; Adinetida; Adinetidae. The record is from the annotation of a GenBank genome assembly.
AUGAAAGUGUCAUCAACUGGAAGCAAUCGUCUUCGAUCCUGUGUAGCUGGCAUAGAUGGAAUCGGUACCGGUCUGAAAAAGUCCGUUUAUUGGUUUCUUAUCCGUCUACCGGGAGAACGACAUGGUUUGUUUAUUCUACAUCGAGCAGCUUGUAAAAUUAAUUCAUAUGAUAAUUUUCUUUCAUGGCUGUACGAAUUUUUUUCUCUACUACGUGUCGAAGCCAUGUCUAAAUCGUUAUCUUGGCACGCACUUGAAUCCGAUCCUGAUCUAUGGCGUGUGUACAUGGAAAAACUAGGUGCUGAUGGUAAUUCAUUUGAGUUCAUCGAAAUCUACUCACUGGAUGAGGAUUAUCCACCUGAAGAGAAUAUCUAUGCUUUCAUUUUUCUGUAUCCAGACAAUGGUUCAACACCUAUUUCAAACGUAUCUUCGCAAGACGUGCACGAUAAUCUUUGGACUAUCAAACAGAUUGAUGAAUUGGAUAGUUGCUGUUGCCUUAUUGCACUACUUCAUGCAAUUGGUAACAAUUUGGACAACAUCGUAUUGAAAGCAGAUUCGCCAUUAGCGAUGUUUUUCGAAAAAACUAAGAAUAUGACUGCCGAUGAACGGGCUGUUGUGCUCUUGAAUGAUCAGAAAAUUCAUCAAGCUCAUGAAGAAACAGCCGAACAAGGUCAAACAGCAAUGGUUGACAGUGAAAGAGUCGGUUAUCAUUACAUAGCUUAUAUUGUCUCGAAGAAUAACAAUCUAUAUGCAUUGAAUGGUAGUACGAGAGGACCACAAGCCAAAUUCAUCAGGGAGUUGGACAAAGAGAGUUUCUAUUCGUAUGUCACUCGAGAAAUAAAACAAAGAAUACAUGAACUCAAUGGCGAUAUACGAUUUAAUUUGAUUGGCUUAGCAAGAAAAUAA